Anopheles funestus (African malaria mosquito) is the source of this 1962-nucleotide messenger RNA. RefSeq lists its product as uncharacterized. Bases 402 to 1796 code for a protein of 464 amino acids. The record is from RefSeq and is a predicted model, not a curated record. NCBI's taxonomy places the organism in Eukaryota, Metazoa, Arthropoda, Insecta, Diptera, Culicidae. The transcript has 2 exons.
GUUACAUUUUAUCACAUAAAAUAAUUAAAUGGUUGAUGUUACAUAGGAAGCGAUAUACUAACGAUCUACUAACUAAUUAUAUUAACCCCGUGAAAGUGUAAUUCUAGAAUGGUUAUUGAUGAUUUUAGCAAAUAAUGUGAAAACCGGAAUGGUUUUUUAAAAUGUAAAAUCGUUAAAUCAAUGUGAUCCGCCCGAUAAGAUAAAUCUCCCAUUUGUAUUACAUCACCCGGAUUGAAAGUAGGAUUUGUUUAUCUUGCGCUUUGCCCGUGAUUUCGAUCGAAGUUGUUGUUUUACCGUUUGCCAGUGCAGGAACAUAUAACAGAUCGGUAAUCGCCAGUAAACAGUUCAGUGUAUCGUUCCCCGCUGAAGAGUGGUCAAAAAGGUGUAAAAAAGGUGUGACAAUGGUGCAAGAAUCUAAAUCUGAUCUAUCGCAGGAACAGGUAAACGUUACCGAAUCCAGCCUAAACGGCCCAAUAGUCUUAGAAGCAGUCGAGGAAACAAAUAAUGUCACGGAAGUAUCGGAAAAGGAACCAAUUUCCUGUGAACCACAUAACAGUAACUCGAGUGAACUACCCAAAUUCUUCUACACAGCGAUGGACCAGGUAGCCAAAAAUGAAGGAUUCACUGUUGGCCAAUACACUGUUGAAGUGGAAGAUGGUUCCAGCAAAGGUGAUGGAUUUGUCGGUGAAUUAUUCAGAGCAUUUCUUACCGAAGGUGAUCGUCGGGAGGUGUACCUAUGCAAGAUUCCUCCCUUAAACGAAGCACGCCGGGAACAGUUCGGAACGAUGCAGAUUUUCGAACGGGAAGCGCUCGUGUACAAUACGCUACUUCCGCUCAUGUUCGCUUAUCAGGAGGAGAAAGGCAUUAGUAGAGAGGAAGGAUUUUUCAGCACCCCAAAAUGCUAUUACGCACACUACGAUGGGCAGACCGAGGAAGCGAUUAUCGUAAUGGAAGAUUUACGUCUAAACAGCUACAAAAUGUUUAACAAGGACAAGCCAGUCGAUUACGAGCAUGCCCGGUUAACGAUGGAACUGUUGGGCCGCUACAAUGCGGUAUCGCUGGCAAUGAAACAGGAUCGACCACAGGAGUUCGAGCAGUUUAAGGUGCCUGAUCCAAUGAAGGAGAUGAUGGGCCCUGGAAAUCCAUUCAUAAUGAUGCUCCAGAAGACGGCAAUGGAUGCGAUAGAAACGCUUGAACCACAUGAACCGAAAGAACGAAGCAAAAUGCAGAAACUUCUCGACAAUUUAAUGGUGGAUAUUGAACGGUACGAUAAUUUUGAGCUAGCAGAACCGUACGCAGUACUCGGACAUGGUGACUGCUGGAUCAACAACAUGAUGUAUCGGUACCGGAAAGGGGCACCGGAGCAAGUCAUUCUGCUCGACUGGCAAUCGGCACGCUACUCGUCACCCAUCCUCGACCUGGCGUACUUUAUCCUCUGCUGUACGGAUGAAGAAUUUCGCCGGCGACACUACGACGAAAUGAUGAACGUUUACUACAACUCGCUAGCGACGCUGCUCGAAAAGCUUGGUCACAGUCCACAGCAAAUCUUUCCACGAACCGCUUUCCUGCGUCAGCUGCGACAGUACGGUCGGUUCGGAUUAAUGUUAGCUUCGUUUGUUGUGCCGAUGCUGUGUACGCGCAGUGAGGAUCUGCUCGAUAUGGACGCAACGGCAGAAAUGUUUCGCGAAACGCAGAAUGUCGAUAUUGCCAUCUACACGAAGAACACAGACCAGAGCGCUUAUCGUAAGCGGAUGAGUGCGGUGAUACGGGACACUGUACGCUAUGGCUAUAUUUGAUUCGCAUGGUCAAAAAGUUGAUUUUACAUUCCUUACAAAGCAGUGCAUAAAGUAGAAUUUGUUUCCAUUCACAGGAACGAUUGGGCAUGUAAAAUAUAUGUUUAAUUUGUUUUGUGAUUCAAAAGAAACCGGUUAUUGGGCGGUAUCCAUAUUUCUGCUUAUCUUC